AUGCCGUCCGCCGAUUGUGCUCUUUAUGCUGAGCUGCUCGCCAACAUCCGCCAAAUCUCAUUAGCAGUAACGCUUCCUUCACCUUGUGACUCAUCGACCCGGGUCGCCGUCUCGGCCGACUGCCAGACGGUCGAGCUCAGACAUCGCAGCAGCACCUGUGUUCUAAGGCUCCCCGGAAAGGCAUCUCUUGGGGGCGUAGUCCUCCCUAUACAGAACAAACAGUGCGGCAGCACAUCGCUUGAAUGGCGGCUGCCUCUCGAUGCGCCGUCGCUUCCGUCAGCCAACCAAGCGGACUACACGCCUUGGUCGGCGACAGACCUGGACGCCGGAUCCGGGGUUGAUUGCAGACAAUGCGCGACCAAUCUUGUCCGCCCUGGGUCCGUCAAGGUUUGGAAGGAUCUUCCCAGCGAGAACUGGGCUGAGAUGAUGGAGUUUUGGCACUGCCACAAACCCGAUCACGGUCACCACCACCACCACCACAACCAAAACCAUGAUGGGAAAACCGGAAAGGCUGGCGAUGAGAGUCUCGCCGCGAGGGGCUACGGCGCUUCCUCCUCCAUCUCAGCUCAGAAGGGUGUCGGGUUCGUCGACCUGACGACACUCCUCUUUGAUGAGACGGACUGCCAGCCCUUGACGCUAGGGUUUUUCAACUUCCGGACCUCUGCAGUUACGUUGCUCAAGUGGCAGGUCUCCUGCAAGUCUGCCUCGGGUACCGCACCCAGCAUCCCCGAGUGCCUUGCAGCGACUCUCAUUUCCACGAUCGCCAGGUCCGGGUCGUCCAAGUCUCUGAUAACGCCAUUAGACGAACCCUCCCGCGAGGCAGAUGGAAAGACAGGCCCAGAUAGCGCUCUCCACAUCUGGGUGCUCAACAGCAGCAUUGUGUACUCUUCAAGUGAGACCGCGCGGCGCAUACCAGCCAUCAAACUGCUCUACCGGAAUUUGUCUCUGGAGGAAGCCAACAAGAUGCUGGAAGCCGUCACCUGCGACUCUCAAGAAAUAAACAUUCCAGCCCAGGCUAUCGGUGACGUUAUCCGGCAUCUGGAACACAGCAGCGGGCUCUUGCCGUCCAAGGAGCGGAAGUUUAAGGAGUGGAAUGUAGGAUUGUUGACCAGAUGGGAGCAGAAAGUGUGGUAA
This is a messenger RNA of Thermothelomyces thermophilus ATCC 42464, 1134 nucleotides long. RefSeq lists its product as uncharacterized. Gene Ontology annotation, biological process: protein monoubiquitination; protein polyubiquitination; proteasome-mediated ubiquitin-dependent protein catabolic process. The coding region runs from base 1 to 1134 and encodes 377 amino acids. NCBI's taxonomy places the organism in Eukaryota, Fungi, Ascomycota, Sordariomycetes, Sordariales, Chaetomiaceae. Gene Ontology annotation, cellular component: cytosol; nucleus; ubiquitin ligase complex. Gene Ontology annotation, molecular function: cyclin binding; ubiquitin conjugating enzyme binding; ubiquitin protein ligase activity. The record is from RefSeq and is a predicted model, not a curated record. The transcript has 2 exons.